AUGGCUCCGCCAAUUACCAUACCUGACCCCUCCACGCUGGGCAUGGUGGCGCAUAACAAUCAGGGGUACAUUGUCAUUGUCACUGUGAUAGUUUGCUUCUUGAUUGCAACUCCUGCAACGGUGGGCAGGAUCUAUACUCGCAAGUUCAUUAUUGGUCAAUUAUGGAUAGAUGAUUACCUUACAAUGUUGGCUUGGACCCUCAUGUUCGCGCUCGGUAUUACAGAGUGCGUGCAAGUGCGAUACGGUGCUGGCGCCCAUAUAUGGGACUUGCCUCAACCAGACGGGAUUCUGCUAUUCCAGGCAAAUUGGGCAGGCGUUUUGCUGUACAACCUUUGCCUGUGUGCGACGAAAUCCAUGUUCUUUUUUCAGUAUUACCGUGUCGUCAAGGAUAUAACAAAGCUCAAAAUUAUAUACAGUCUUGUCGGCGUCCUCGUGAUGGCAUGGUCGAUAGGUCAAGUCAUUCUCAUUCUCGUCAAUUGCGUCCCUAUCGCGGGCAACUGGGACCCAAACAUUGAUGCCAAAUGCAUGACUCUCCCCGAAACAUAUGGAAUAUGGAUGACAUCUGCCGGAAAUUUGGCAACCGAUGUCAUCAUUUUAAUUCUACCGAUUCCAGUCGUAUGGAACUUGAAUUUGAAAAAGAAACCCAAGUUGAUUCUACGGGGUGUCUUUUGUCUAGGUUUCUUCACCUGCUUGAUAUCGUCACUGCGCAUGUUUGCCUUGAAGAAGACUGCAGACAUGACAUAUGACGCAGCCUCUCUGCUGUGUUGGUCCAUAGCAGAGGUCGCGUCUGGCGUCACUUGCGCGUGCAUACCCACGCUGCGCCCGCUGGCUUCAAAGUACCUCUCGUCUGCCUUUGGUAGCUCUGGAUCUGGGAACCGCCAGUCUUCUCGGGGCUACGAAAAUUACGGGUCCAGCGAGAACCGCAAACGGAGGCGCGAGAGUCGCGGGGUAUUCGUCAGCGAUAACACGCUCGUUGAGGGAGACGAUCAGAAUUUUGAGCUCGGUGCGGGCAAGUCGGUGCCUGUCCAUGUUAGACAAAAGUCGGACGUCGAAAGUCCCACAAAGUGA
Molecule: messenger RNA, 1068 nt
Organism: Pestalotiopsis fici W106-1
Lineage: Eukaryota; Fungi; Ascomycota; Sordariomycetes; Amphisphaeriales; Sporocadaceae
Exons: 4
Coding region: 1-1068 (355 amino acids)
Source: RefSeq, a predicted model, not a curated record